GGCCAAUGCGCGGAGCCAGCUCCCGGCGGAAGCGCGGUCGUGGAGCAGAGGCAGGAGCCAAGCGGCGGGCGAUUGGAGACCGCUGGGGACGAACAGGAUGGGCAGCAGCUCGCUGUCCGAGGACUACCGCCUGUGCCUGGAGCGCGAGCUUUGGCGCGGCCGCGCGGGUGUGUGCGGGGACCCGUCGUUGCGCGCCGUGCUUUGGCAGAUCCUGGUGGAAGACUUCGACCUGCAUGGGGCGCUGCAAAACGACGCUCUGGCGCUGCUCACUGACGGCCUGUGGGGCCGCGCUGACCUGGCCCCAGCCCUGCGCGGCCUGGCCCGCGCCUUUGAGCUGCUGGAGCUGGCCGCCGUGCACCUGUACCUGCUGCCCUGGAGGAAGGAGUUCACUACCAUCAAGACCUUCUCGGGGGGCUAUGUGCACGUGCUGAAGGGCGCACUCUCGGAGGACCUCCUCAUCCAGAGCUUCCAGAAGAUGGGCUACGUGCGCAGGGACAACCACCUCCUCAUGGUGGCCGCCCCACCUCCUGCCUGCCAGCUGGUGCAAGUAGCCCUGGGUUGCUUCGCCCUGCGGCUGGAAUGCGAGAUCCUGGGCGAGGUGCUGGAGCGGCUGGGCACCAGCGUGCUGCCGGCUGAUGAGCUGCUGCAGGCACGGCGGGCCAGCGCGGACGUGGCCUCCUGCGUGGCCUGGCUGCAGCAGCGGCUGGCCCGGGAAGAGGAGCCGUCGCCCCUACCCCCACGGGGCUCCCCGGCACUGUACCGGCCCCAGCUGGACCUGUACCGGGACCUGCAAGAGGACGAGGGCUCGGAGGAGGCCAGCCUGUACAGUGGGCCCUCGUCAGGCCCAGACUCGCCCCCCUCAGAGCUGGCCUACCAGCCUCCACUUUGGGAGCAGAGCGCCAAACUGUGGGGUGCGGGGGGCAGGGUCUGGGAGCCGCCAGCAGAGGCUGAGGUGCCACAGCAGGCCAGCAGCCCAUCCUACAGGGCCUUGGAAGAGGAGCUGGAACCGGAGCCCUCGGCCUUUUCCUUUCUCUUGCUGCGCCGAGAGCUGCUGAGUCGGCCCAGGGACCCCGCUGCUCCCAAAGCCCCCGGGAGCCCCAGACGGGCCAGCCCCCAGCAUGAGCAUGGGCCCAUCCCCGAGACCCCCGGCUACCAGGCGCAUAACUGCCUGGCCUCUGGCGUCCUGCCCAUCCUCUGCUGUGACACGUGUCGCCAACUGCACGCUGCCCACUGUGCCGCCCUGCCCGCCUGCCGUCAGGGCCACGUGCGGCACAUCCUGCUCAGCGACACCCAGCGGCACCUCUGGCUGCAGCGAGCACAGGUGGACACCCUGCUCUACGAUAGCCCCGGGGCCCGGCCUUAGGCCCUGCCACGCCCUGGGUCAAGGGCUUUCUGGAGAGUUACUGUGGUGCUUCUCUGGGCCUUGUCCCUCCUCAGGCCUGGGCCACUGGCCACCUGCCCCUCCUACCCCACGAGGAGCCCAGCGCACA
Molecule: messenger RNA, 1490 nt
Organism: Ceratotherium simum simum (southern white rhinoceros)
Lineage: Eukaryota; Metazoa; Chordata; Mammalia; Perissodactyla; Rhinocerotidae
Gene: SPATA2L
Product: spermatogenesis associated 2 like
Cellular component (GO): cytoplasm
Source: RefSeq, a predicted model, not a curated record